GGGAAACAAAAACAAAAUUUGAGUCUUACGAACAAAAUACAUUAUUGUCAUAUUAUAUUUUCACUCACCAUAUAAGAAACCGAUCCAAAAUUACACACCAAAUUCAAUCCCAACCUCACGUUCAAUCCUUCGUCCUUCAUCUUAUUCAGUCACUGUUACAUCCCAUUUGGCCUCAUCAAUUGGAUUUCCGCGCUUCGACCUUCCGCGACCCCGAUUCACAAUACCAGUUAUGUCUUCACCAUCAGGCUCCUCAUCUGCAUCUGGAUCUGGUAAGGCGAAUGGCGUCCUCAACAAAGCAUUCCCGCACAUCGAUCUCGAUGGUCACAACCUUCCUCCCUCACCUGCUCCCUCCAGUCCACACAAUGGCAGAAGAUACGCGUUGGCCACCGAAUUGGUUUACACAGAGACUAAGGAUCAAUAUGGAGCAUCGAGUAUGCCAAUAUACCAAUCUGCCACAUUCAAACAGAACUUAGCUGGCGGCGGAUCAGAAUACGAUUACACACGAUCCGGCAACCCUACAAGAACACAUUUAGAGCGACAUCUCGCCAAGAUUAUGAACGCUACCCGUGCGCUCGUUGUUGGGUCUGGUAUGGGCGCAUUAGAUGUUAUAACACGAAUUCUACGACCUGGCGAUGAAGUUAUCACAGGAGAUGAUUUAUACGGGGGUACCAAUCGAUUGUUGACAUACCUGGCUGCGAACACCGGUAUAGUUGUACACCAUGUUGAUACGACCAACCCCGACAAAGUCAAAGCAGUUUUAGGUCCUAAAACAGCUAUGGUUCUACUAGAGACUCCAACCAAUCCCUUGAUAAAGAUUGUUGAUAUCGCAACAAUUGCAAGGACCGCACACGAGCUGAAUGAGAAGGCUUUGGUUGUGGUUGACAACACCAUGCUCUCCCCCAUGUUAUGCAAUCCAUUGGACCUAGGCGCAGAUAUUGUUUAUGAGUCAGGCACGAAAUAUCUUUCUGGGCAUCACGAUAUUAUGGCCGGUGUUUUGGCUUUCAACGAUCCCGCUAUUGGAGAUAAGAUGUACUUCACAAUCAAUUCUACUGGUUGUGGCCUUUCACCGAAUGACUCAUUCUUACUCAUGAGGGGAAUAAAGACUUUGGCAAUCCGUAUGGAACGACAACAGACGAAUGCUCAAGCAAUUGCUGAAUUCUUAGAAUCACAUGGUUUCCGUGUAAGAUACCCGGGUCUGAAAUCUCACCCUCAAUACGAUCUUCACUGGUCUAUGGCUCGUGGAGCUGGAGCCGUACUAUCUUUCGAAACAGGUGAUGUUGCUCUCUCCGAGAGAAUUGUUGAAGCCGCAAAGUUAUGGGGCAUUAGUGUUAGUUUUGGUUGUGUCAACAGUCUGAUCAGUAUGCCAUGCCAGAUGAGUCAUGCCAGUAUUGAUGCAAAGACGAGGAAGGAAAGACAGAUGCCAGAAGAUAUCAUUAGAUUGUGUGUUGGAAUUGAGGACGUAACAGAUUUGAUAUAUGAUUUGAGCCGAGCUGUAAGUACAGGCUGAAAAAUUUCCACGUCGUAAUGCUAAUUCUCCGUAGCUCGUCCAAGCAGGUGCUGUAAAGGUAACCCUUGAUGGAUUUCAUGCCGUAGGUGCUGCUCAAGCUAUUGCUGAGAUACCAAUAGCCGAAUCAGACGAUGCAGCUGCUCCAUUGUAACAAAUGAUUUAUUGUACAUUGCUAGGCGUUCACGGUGUUAUGGGAUGAUUUUGAUGCUCGACUAGCAAAUGCUAUGAGCUUGCCAGAAUAAAAUGGAGCUAGAUACCUAGAUAUACCACCAUAAAUGAAGAAUAAUAUGAACCAGAUCAGUGUCUUGAG
This is a messenger RNA of Sclerotinia trifoliorum, 1817 nucleotides long. The record is from the annotation of a GenBank genome assembly. Lineage: Eukaryota; Fungi; Ascomycota; Leotiomycetes; Helotiales; Sclerotiniaceae.